CUGAGCUCGACGCUCUCCGCCAUAUAGUUUCUCAAACCAAAGGAUUUUAUGCGCGCGACUACAGCCUCUGGUUAGGCUGGAAUAAUAUGCGAUACAUCAUCGAGGCAGCGGUCCUCCACGGACGUAUUCUAAACCGUACCACAAUCAUCCCCUCUUACGUGUACGCUCGUGCCUGUGAAUUCGACAAUUCCGUAUGCGCUGCAUAUGCUACCAUGGUCAAUAGGGGGGACGCAACCAGCACGGACGAAUGGCGCCAACUCCCCCUAGAAAAACAAAUGGCUUGGAGAAUACCCGUGUCUCUCAUGUUCAACUUGACCCACCUGCGUGAGACGCAUGCAGUCAUCACAGUAUCUGAAUACCUCCGCUUGCACAACAUUUCGGCUGAUGUGGAAACCACCAACGGACGCUGGGAUACCGAUUUAUAUCACCGCGGCGUCAACAUAUUCUCUGAUAGUGGGGUGGAACCCAGCCUCUACGUUAUCAAGAAUGAGUUGUACGAUGCCGAUAUCGUUCGGGUUGAUCAACUGCCACAAACCAUGCGGGAGAGGGGGGGAUGGAACGUCACUCAUGGACAAGUCGGGUCUUGGACUAUCACAGAAGAGACCCUUCUAUCAAAGGCGUUGCAUGAUGCAAUGUCAUCCAGAGCAUCGGUUCUCGAUUGGGACACUGUCCUCAUAGUUGUGGGAGAUCGUCAUGACCAGAAUGAAACCGAGUCAUCAUCAACUAGCAGUAUCGCAAAUACACUGGAAGAGAAUGGCUGGGAAGUGCUUUACACUUACGGCGGCGCCUGUGGCUCAGAAGCAGCGAAAGAUGUCGCGGUUCCAAUCCGACAAGCAGCCCCGCGAAACUUACUGCGUGGAUUGUACGAAGACUUUGGGUUCAUAGAGCAAGAUGUACUUCUCCUCGAAGGUGAAGUUCAUUUGGGACGGAAGCCGGGUGCUCUCAAGUUCAGCACCUUAGAAAGUCGAGAAAGAUACACGCAAACAGUCCUCUACGACUUUCGUCUCACAGACAAUGUGGUCGAACUGGCUGAUAUACUGUCUAACCGCAUGGUCGAGAAGGCUGGUGGACGGAUGUGGAUGGGAGCUCAUAUGCGACGGGGGGAUUUUGCGACGUUGAAUUGGACUAUGGAACCGAGUUUCGAAGCUCAUCUCGCCCGGAUCAAGCGCCACCUACGCGACGGGCGUGAUAUCCUACAUUUUGUGCAUCGGGGGCCUCUCUACACGUACAAGGUUCCCCUUGGUAAAGCCGAUCGCACGCCCCUACUUCUAGAUCCUCCAGCAGAUCAUGACCAAUUCUACAUCGCCACUGACGAACGCGAUCCCACGAACCUCACAUACCUGCGUAAUCAAGGUGCCGUUUUGAUUUCGGACCUGCUAACGACAGACGAUCGACGAACCUUUGGAUGGUCUCUGAUGCUCACCGACGUCCUCAGUGUGGUUGAGCAGGCAACCCUUGCUCACGCAGCGUACUUCUAUGCCCAUGCACAUAGUUCGGUGGCCGGUGGUGUCGUGAAUCUUCGUGCUUCUCAUGGAGCUGAUCCCCGAACUGCAUUGCUAGAGACUUGAUAAGUUUAGCAUAUUUCAGCAUACUAUGAUAGACUAGAUAUAAUAUGUGAUUAUAAUAACUCAGGUAAUAUGUUGGAGUUAAUGAUGAACCAUACCUAAAUAAUGUAACGGAU
Molecule: messenger RNA, 1681 nt
Organism: Suillus fuscotomentosus
Lineage: Eukaryota; Fungi; Basidiomycota; Agaricomycetes; Boletales; Suillaceae
Exons: 7
Coding region: 87-1568 (493 amino acids)
Source: RefSeq, a predicted model, not a curated record